Molecule: messenger RNA, 1266 nt
Organism: Racocetra fulgida
Lineage: Eukaryota; Fungi; Glomeromycota; Glomeromycetes; Diversisporales; Gigasporaceae
Source: the annotation of a GenBank genome assembly
AUGCCAGUGCGGCACUUGUCAGAUGAUUUGAUCCAUGAUAUCUUGCAAUACCUCCGUGAGGAUCAAGACGCUCUUUACAAUUCUCUAUGUGUAAACCGUUUUUGGAGUAGUCAAGUAGUUCCAUUACUUUGGUGUCAACCAUUUGUAAACUGUCCUCUUUCAAAACGGCAUUUACUCAUAAGAACAUAUAUAUCAUGUUUUAAUACGGAUGAACUUACAAACCUAAGUCCGUGUAAAAUUAAUCUUGCCGAAGUCCAACCUACUUUGUUUGAUUAUGCAAGAUAUUUGGAAAGUAUUUCUGAUUGUCAUUUGAAUUCAAGUGUUCUUGAUUGGGUUCAUAAGCAGAUAAACCAGAAAUUCUCUGAUUUCCCCAUUGUUAUUGAUCAGGAUUUCAUUAAGGGGAAGUUUCCAAACACAGUAGAAAUCUUAAAACAGUUGUCUUUGUUAUGCGUUAACAUUGAGUACAUUGAAAUAAAAAUCUUGAGAGAGACAAAUCCUUUAACUCAACAGUUAAUUAUUGAUAUUAUUAAAGCUCAACAAAAUCUUAAAGAAUUCAAAUUGACCGAGAAUUGGAUUUAUCCAACAAACAUCAUGACAUCUUUGGAAGUUCACGCCAAUCAUAUUACUGCUUUAGGACUAUUUUCUUUUCUCUUUGAUGAUACUUCGAUUAAGAUUUUAUCCAGUCUAACUACUUCAAUAAUCGCUAAAGCAGGCCAUAUGUUACAAUUAUUAGUUAUGGAUUGUGUGAAUAGCGAUAUGAUUGAUUUUGCUUCAAAAUAUUGUCCAAAUAUUUCCAUGUUGUAUGUUGAGUUGACCCAGAACGAUUAUACACUUUUGUUUCCUUGGAUUGGAUCACUGCAGUUGGAGACACUUGAAAUUAAAUGUUCUGUUGAAUCUCGUAAUAGAACUCAUUUACUUAGUGCAAAUGAUAGUGGAAAAUUUUUGCAACUUUUAAGUCAGCAUUUACCUUUGACAUUGACUUUUUUGAGAUUAGAAGGAAUGGAAAUUUUGCCAGAGGAUUUUAAUAAUUUCUCAAAGAAUUGUAAUGUUCCUUUACAAACAUUUAUUAUCCAAGGCAUCUUGAAACAUUAUAAUGAUGAUGAAGUACUUUGUUUAAUUUCUCAAUUUGCCACUUUACACAAAACCUUGGAACUUUUCGGUAUCGAUCGCGAAGUUAUCCCUCAAAAGUGGUCAAAGAAACUGAAAAAACUUGGGAUUGAGAUCUUUUCUAUUGAUGAUUUUGAAACAUUAUAUAAAAGCUAUUGA